AGUAGACUGUCAACAUCAAGGAGGAUAUAUCAUCUUUUUUUUAAAACUCAUAAUAUUAUGUUGUGUGUUUACAUAUAAAAAAAGUUUAAAUUGCAUAAAGUGUGUGAUUAAAGAUUUUAUACCUGACGUUUUAGGUUUAAGGCCUAGGAGCUCCGACCAAGGGUUUCGUAGACGUAUAUCAUUUUUUUUAGUGAGGAACCACCCAGAAUUGAAACUAAAAUGGACAAUUAUAUCCAGACAACCAAGAUAAAAAUAGAGGACGAAAAUAAACAGUCUAUAGAGCAGUUUACCAAAGACUCUGAGAAAACAACCGAUGGAGAUGCGUCUAAUGACAUAAGUACGUGCAACAAAACCACAGUUAAGGUCGAAGUGGACAUUUUGGGUGGUAAUCGUUUUGAGUCUGUAUUUGAAUAUGAAGAAAAUGAUCUUUCUGGUACGCCAACGACAAAUGACGAUUUGGACGAAAUAUGUACAUUUGUCUGUGACAUAUGUAAAAUGUCAUUCGCUAGCAAAAAGAAAGUAACACGACACAUUACUCAGACCCAUGGUGAUCACUCGACAACCUGGAACAGCAUUAGAAAACAAGAUGUCAAUAAUAAACUCAGUGACAUAAGUACGUGCAACAAAACCACAGUGAAAGUUGAAGUGGACAUCUUGAGUGGACAUCGUUUUGAAUCUGUAAUUGAAAUUGAAGAAAAUGAUCUUUCUGGUACGCCAACGAUAAAUGACGAUUUGGACGAAAUAUGUACAUUUGUCUGUGACAUAUGUAAAAUGUCAUUCGCUACCAAAAAGAAAGUGACACGACACAUUACUCUGGCGCAUAGUGAUCACUCGACAUCCCGGAAUAGCAUUAGAAAACAAGUUAUCAAAACCAAAUCCAGUGUUAAUGGUACAAGUAAUGAAGCGAAUAAAAAAAUAGAAGGUUCUUCUACAAAAUCCAGCCUCAGAAAACAUCAACGAGCACACAAUGGUGAAAAGUUCUACAAUUGUGUAGUUUGCUUAAAGUCAUUUUCUAAUAAAUCGAGUUUCGCAACACAUGAACGGGUACACACUGGUGAAAAGCCCUACAAUUGUGCAGUGUGCUUAAAGUCAUUUAUUCGAAAAGAGCACCUCACAACACAUCAACGCAUACACACUGGUGAGAAGCCCUACAAUUGUGCAGUGUGCUUAAAGUCAUUUACUCGAAAAUCGUACCUCACAAUACAUCAACGCGUGCACACUGGUGAAAAGUCCUACAAAUGUGAUGUAUGCCUAAAGUCAUUUUCUGAUAAAUCGAACCUCACAAGUCAUGAACGCGUUCACACUGGUGAGAAGCUCUACAAAUGUGAUGUAUGCCUAAAGUCAUUUUCUGAUAAAUCGAGACUCACAAGUCAUAAACGCGUGCACACUGGUGAAAAGCCCUACAAUUGUGCAGUUUGCUUGAAGUCAUUUGCUCAAAAAUGUGAUCUGACAAAACAUGAACGCGUGCAUACAGGUGAAAAGCACUACAAUUGUGCAGUGUGCUUAAAGUCAUUUAUUCGAAAAGAGCACCUCACAACACAUCAACGCAUACACACUGGUGAAAAGCCCUACAAUUGUGAUGUAUGCCUAAAGUCAUUUUCUGAUAAAUCGAGCCUCACAAAACAUGAACGCGUGCACACUGGUGAAAAGCCCUACAAUUGUGCAGUUUGCUUGAAGUCAUUCGCUCAAAAAUGUGAUCUGACAAUACAUGAACGCGUGCAUACAGGUGAAAAGCCCUACGAAUGUGAUGUAUGCCUAAAGUCAUUUUCUGAUAAAUCGAGCCUCACAAAACAUGAACGCGUGCACACUGGUGAAAAGCCCUACAAUUGUGCAGUUUGCUUGAAGUCAUUCGCUCAAAAAUGUGAUCUGACAAAACAUGAACGCGUGCAUACAGGUGAAAAGCACUACAAAUGUGCAGUGUGCUUAAAGUCAUUUAUUCGAAAAGAGCACCUCACAACACAUCAACGCAUGCACACUGGUGAAAAGCCCUACAAUUGUGAUGUAUGCCUAAAGUCAUUUUCUGAUAAAUCGAGCCUCACAAAACAUGAACGCGUGCACACUGGUGAAAAGCCCUACAAUUGUGCAGUUUGCUUGAAGUCAUUUGCUCAAAAAUGUGAUCUGACAAUACAUGAACGCGUGCAUACAGGUGAAAAGCCCUACGAAUGUGAUGUAUGCCUAAAGUCAUUUUCUCGAAAGGACAAUCUAUCUGUUCACAAACGGGUCCACACUGAAGAAAAGCCCUACAAGUGUGCAGUUUGUUUAAAGUCAUUUUCUAAUAGAUCGAGCCUAAUAAAACAUGAACGCGUGCACAACGGUAUAAAGCCCUUUCAUUGUGACGUAUGUUUAAAGUCAUUUACUCGAAAAUGUAAUCUGACAAGACAUGAACGCGUGCAUACUGGUGAAAAGCCCUACAAAUGUGAUGUAUGCCUAAAGUCAUUUUCUCGAAAGGACAAACUCACAGCUCACAAACUUGUCCACACUGGUAAAAAGCCCAAAAAUGAGAUGUAUGCCUAAAGUCAUUUUCUCGAAAAUUGAGCCUCACACAACACAAACGCGUGCAUGCUGUCGAAAGUAACAAUAUCUAUGAUUUAAUUAUAUUUGUAAAAAAUUAUUUGUGGUAUUAUAUUCUGUAAACUCUUACAGAAUUUUUUUUUAUAAGACCUACAUAAAAUGUAUUUUUAUAUGUUAUUAAGUAAUUAGUUAAGUAAUGAAUAUAAGUAUUUUUUAAUCAUUGUAUUUGUAUGUCGGGUGGUAAUUUAAAUUAUUAAUUAAUUUUUCUUGAUAUAUUCUAUAUUAUAACUGAAAUUCAGAAUACUUGCAUUUUGUUUUUUGCUUUUUUUCUAAACGAACAGUAAUUGAGUAAAACACAUUGAGAAAGGUUACGCGCUAUUUUACGAAGCCCUACAAAUGUGAUGUAUGCCUAAAGUUAUUUUCUGCUAAAUCGACCCUCACAAUACAUGAACGCGUUCACACUGGUGAAAAGCCUUACAAAUGAGAUGUUCUGCUCAAGAUCUUUUUCUCAACACUUGAACUUCACAACACACAAACGCGUGCAUGCUGGCGAAAAUCACUUCAAGUGACAUUAUUAAUGUUUCAAUUAUAUUCGUCAACAUUUAAUUAGGGUAUUAUAUUGUUUUAUAUACUUUUAAUUUUUUUUCUAAGUUUAAAUACUAAAAACCUAUUUAAGUAUAACUUAAAUAAAAAUGUAUUUUUAAAUACUACAUUCGAAAAUAGUUCUAAAACACACUUAAAUAUAUUAUAUCAGUAUUCUGUACAACUUUGUUAGUAGUAAUACAUCAAGUUAUUAAGUUAUUAGGUAGGUAUACCUGUUAUUGAAAAUUCUUGACAGAUCUGCAUCUAACUUUAAACAAAUUUACUAGGUAUUGUAAAAUCAAUACCUUUUUUGUUUCUUUUUCAAGCUACAACUAGCUAACAUAUAUUAAAUAUAAAAAGAAAUCACAAAGUUUAAUAAUAAUAAAAAUAAGAAUAAUAAUUUCAUUGAUUUUUAAAAUGGAUUGUUUUUGUUAUAUGGGAUGUUAUUCGAUUUUUAGGCUGACUUGAUGUGUAAUAAUGGACCCAAAAUCUAAAAUAGCUUUGAAAUACUAAAUGAGUUAGUUGCAUUAAAUGGUUAUUAAUUGGGUCUUGAUUUAAAAUGUGGUUUUUUAGUGAUAGGAAAAUAUUGUUUAAAUUAAUUUGGGAGGGGUGGCUUUUUUAAUUAAAAUAUUGGGUAUUGAUGAAAGUUGGUUUUUAUAAAUUUUAUAAACACUCACCAACUUUACAUAAAUAUACAUAUGUUACGUCUAUUUUACAUUACUAAUAAUAAUGUAUCAAUAGAUAUAACAUUAUUAACAGUGGUGUAGAUUUAAGAAGACGGACCCCGCGGUUUUGUGUAAUAAAUAGGUUUCACCCCGUGUUAUUAUAAUCAAAGUUAUACACACUGAUGAAAAGCCUUAAAAUAAGAUGUUCCAGAUCUUUUUCUCAACACUCGAACUUCACAACACACAAACGCGUGCAUGCUGGCGAAAAUCACUAAAGGUGACAAUAUCUAAGACUCAAUUAUAUUCGUAAAAUUCAAUUGGGUUAUUAUAUUCUAUAAACAAUUACAAUUUUUUUUAUAAGGCCUAUAUAAAAUGUAUUUUUAUAUGUUAUAAAUUAACUAAAUAAGUAAUGCGUAUUAUUAUUUGUAAUGAUUUUAUUUGUAUGUCAGGUGGUGACUUAAAUAAUUAAUUAUGUUUGCUUGACAUAUUCUAUAUUGUAAUUAAAAUUUAGAAUACUUGCAUUUUAUUACGUUGUUACAUGUUUUUUAAAAGAACAGUAUUUGUAUAAAAUACCAAAAGGUGUCGCGCUAAUACACGUUAUCCAACUAUUUUCCAUCUCAUUAUUUUUUGUUCACUUAUUUCCAGUUAGGUAUUUAGCUGAAAGGCUAUUGGUUUUAUAAAGUUGUGAGCAUUUUUUUUUGUGUACACUAGCUUUUAUAAUACUGGACUAAUUCCUUUAAUUAGUAACUUUACAAAGCAUAAAUUUUAUCUAAUUUUUACUUUGGGUGAAUUAAAGUUAGAAAAAUCUACUUCUUCACCCUUAAAAUUUGUAAAAAAAAAAAAACAAAUAUAAAAACACGGCUAAGAUCUUUAAUAUCGCAUAAUAUAGCCUCUAUUUUUGUACAAAACAUGUGUUUCUAUUUCCAAUAGAAUGCUUCUAAGAGCAAACCAAUUUAAAAUUUGAUAAAAAGAAUUUGUU
Molecule: messenger RNA, 4737 nt
Organism: Adelges cooleyi (spruce gall adelgid)
Lineage: Eukaryota; Metazoa; Arthropoda; Insecta; Hemiptera; Adelgidae
Product: zinc finger protein 260-like
Exons: 5
Coding region: 220-2514 (764 amino acids)
Biological process (GO): regulation of transcription by RNA polymerase II
Cellular component (GO): nucleus
Molecular function (GO): RNA polymerase II cis-regulatory region sequence-specific DNA binding; DNA-binding transcription factor activity, RNA polymerase II-specific
Source: RefSeq, a predicted model, not a curated record